Molecule: messenger RNA, 3309 nt
Organism: Phaedon cochleariae (mustard beetle)
Lineage: Eukaryota; Metazoa; Arthropoda; Insecta; Coleoptera; Chrysomelidae
Source: the annotation of a GenBank genome assembly
AGUUUUAUUAGAUUUGCGCGAAAAGACACAUCAAAUAAUAUAUCGGUGAACUUUUUCGGUUCAAUUAUCGACGGGUAAUAAUUGCCAUUUGACAUUUGGAUUUGCCAAGGGGGUUGAGGAGAGUGGAGGGGGGGUUUUUCAACCACAAAAACCGAAAGUUGCUCCGUUAGAGAAUGUGGAGAAAGUUUGGAGAUCGCGUACAAAAAUAUGUAGAUUACUCUCAGCACCAUAACAUGAACAUACAAGCCUCAACCUAUAACUUGGAGUAAUCCCAAACCAUAAGAUAUGGAUGAAGCUGAAAUGACCUCGCAGGCAAUUUUGGAUAAUUCACGGUUUUACGUUCAAAAAGUUUUGAUACCGAUCCUACUAUGUUUGGGAGUAGCAGGAAGCAUUGUCACUGUCAUGGUGUUAACAAGGAGAAGAAUGAGGAGUUCGACCAACACCUAUUUGUCGGCAUUGGCUGUGGCCGACAUAAUCCAACUCAUCUUUGGUUUUUUGCUGUCCUUCGAACAUUACAACAACAUUCACGACAAAAAGUACGAACUGUACUGGAGGUUCUACGGACUCACCCACUGGCUAUGUGACGCUGCGAGCGCCACGUCAGCCUGGCUGGCAGUCUCAUUCACCGUGGAGCGCUACGUGGCCGUCUGCCACCCCAUGAAGGGCAAGCAGUUCUGCACGGAGCGCCGCGCCAAGAGCGUCAUCGUGGUCGUGUACGUCUUCUGUCUGCUGACCACCGUCUCGACGGCCUUCGAGUACCAGCUGACGUUCCGCGAAGAGUGCCUCGAAAGGUGUCCCUCUACGUCGGAGGCGCGAAACGAGUCGUACUUUCUGGACGAGUACAACAUUCCGAGGAGCGUCGCGAAGGCGGCUGUGGAAGAGGCCGGUGUGGGUAGCAACUGCACCGUGAUACUGUUUCCCUUGUAUUUUCUACGACAGAGCAGACCGCCUCCAGGUCUGAACGCCACCUUCGAUAAUCACACGUCGAAACGAGCGGUAACGGACGUGAACAUGUCUGAAGAUUUGUCGAGCGAUCGCAACGAAACUUCGUUAGAAAACGUGACUUGCUGUGUACAGAAUCUCACGAUCUUCGUCGAAUCGACCGAUUUGGGAAAAAGCAAGGUCUACACCGAUUUCAUUUACUGGUAUAGCGCACUGUUCUUCGGCAUGAUACCAUUGGCUCUGAUCGCAACCUUCAAUUGUUUCUUGGUGAGGGCCGUGUACCUCUCGCAGAAGAUACGGAGGGUCAUGACAAAUUCGCAGGACAACGUAUCAUUUGCUAACGAAAGAAGAAUAACUACCAUGCUGAUUGGCAUCGUUUUCAUAUUCAUCAUAUGUAACGCUCCAACUGCAUCAUACCUGAUUUAUAGUCAUUUCCAUAAGCCCAAGAAUAAGGUGGACGAAAAUGUAACAAAAAUUUUGGGCAAUUUUUUCAAUCUACUCCUGAUGUUGAACGCUCCCUGCAACUUCCUGAUCUACUGCCUGCUGUCGAGAAAGUUUCGCAGCACGUUCUGGAAGAUCUUCUGGCAGCGGCGCAUCAAAAAAGCAAAAUUGCUCGAAGCCGAAACGAUGCUGCUGUCUUCGAUGAAGAGCAAAGACAGGUUCAAUCCGUACAGGCACGGCCUGAUGAAGCGAAACGCCUCCGAGUACAAAACUCCAAGGAACUUGGAGACACAAAGUUUGACCAGCAUGCCAAGAUCCAAAUCGCUGAUGGUUCGACCAAUGGGCAAAGCCAAAUCGAGCGAUUUGAAUGUUUGAACAACACAGGACUUCAAUAAUGGCAAAAAAAUUCAUUUACCACUUGGUCUACUCAAAGGAAUGAAUAAAGUUUCAACACCAAGUGAUAAUCAACGUCAAGUCAAUCAACAAGACCUUUCUCUGAAUACAGCCAAGAUCUUCGAUUCAAGACACUAUUCCAUGAUUCUUUGAUACUGAAGCUGUCGUCUAUUUUCCCGAUUCCUACCUAAUUCGUUACUUGAGAACAUACUCAAGAUAUAGAUGUUGCCUGUAGGCCUGUAGCAUAUUUUGAAGAUACCUUUUGAUUGACCGGAAUUCAGGAAUAUUAAUGAACUUUCAUAAAGUUUUAUGAUCAAGAUGAGAUUACAUGAUACAAAACAUGCAGAAAAAUAUAAAUAGUUACAAGAAAAAAAAAGUAGAUUUCAGCUCCAGGUUGUGUUGUCUCCCGACGUGUAGCUGAGGGACAAAAAUCCGUGACCUUAAAUCUAAUAUUUUUCCACACUAUUUUUUUCUGUGACAGGAAACAGAACGAAUCAACAUUGAGAAGAUAUUACAUUAUAUUAAAGAAUGAUACCUGCGUAGCAGGCAUCUUUUUGCACGCAUCGUUAUCAUUCUUCUGAAGUAAUCAAAUAUCUGUUAGUCAAAUUCUGUGAUUCGAUUUAAAAAAAAAAUGCGAAUUUACUGGUUGUUCAGCAAUUUACGGAACCGCCAAGUCGAAUGGAAGAUAAAAGGACUUGCAAUUCUUUUCCGGAAACGCUGUUAUUGGCUUAUUUUUCAGAACUAUAGCACAACAAAAGCCAUCAACAGUGUAUGUGAUAUAUAUCCCGGAAAAAAGAUCUCAGUGUUUUUUUCCGUGGGAGAAAAGUAAUUUAUGAAAAGUGACAUUUUACAACCUGUCAACAGAGAUGAAAUUUCAAACUUUUUUCACGUCACAGAAAAAACAUAUUGAAAAUAGCAUUCACCAAGCUAUGAUUUUGGUACCAAUAGAUCAUAUCUUACGAAAAUCACCAGUACAAAUUCUUGUAAAGCUACAUACACCUAUUCGAGAUAGAAAAUAAGCAUAACGCCACCUAGCGGGAUUUAUGAAAGAUAUAAGCAGCCCGUCUACUCUGUUUACCUUCGGUAUUUGGUCAUGAUUAUUGGUUACAUCCAUCAGAACAAACCGCUCAGAAGUGUUCAAGUUAUUGGCGUCAGGUGGAGUGACGUGCUAUUUUCUAUCGCGAAUAGUAUUAUUUCAACUGUAAUAGUUAGUGGUUAUAAAUGUGUUAAAACAGCAGUGAAAUUGAAAAACAUGCUAAUUAUCAUAAUUUCAAAUAACAUGCUUUAGUCAGAGUACCUGCAACUGCAUGAUGAUGAUGACAACAAAAUUGGCAUAUCCGAUCUAUAUAAGUACUGAAGCUCCCAGUACGUUCGUCAACUUUAAUGUGUUUUUAUGAUAGAUGCAGAUGAUAGAUAGGUUGUUGGUACUUAAUUAGAUUGUUUGUAAUUAGUUUUGUAAUUAUUCACAUUAUUUGUUAUAUUUUGCCAAAUCUAUUAUACAAUUUAUUGAUUAUUAAUAUAAUAUAGGAAUUU